Oldenlandia corymbosa var. corymbosa is the source of this 2622-nucleotide messenger RNA. NCBI's taxonomy places the organism in Eukaryota, Viridiplantae, Streptophyta, Magnoliopsida, Gentianales, Rubiaceae. The record is from the annotation of a GenBank genome assembly.
AAAUUAUGAAAAAGGAAAAAAAUAAAUAAAUAAAGAAACUACAUUAAAAGGGGGAGAUAUAAAUAGGGGAUGGAGAGAGUCAAGUGAAGAAACAUGGGAAAGCACACAUUAGCACGAAGCGUGCUUUGCGGUGUUAGAGAGAGAAAGAAAGAAAAGAUAGAGAGAUAGAGAGAGAAAGCAGAUUUUGUAGAGAGACAAAAGAAAAAAAAGAUCAGCAUACAUUACGGAGCCACACAACAACACAAAAGGCACAAAGGGGAAGACGUAUAAACUUACAAGGAGGGAAGGCUAAAAGGGAAAGCAGUGUGUGACUGUGUGUUUGUAUAUAUAUUCACACAAAAGAAGAAGAAUUUUGGGCAUUUCUUUCAAUUGGUCGGUGUUUGGUGGCCUUACUCUUCACUGGGUUUGAAUUUGUUUGAAGAAAAGGUGUAGAAUUGAAGGAGUUUUGUUGGAAUUUUUAAAACAUGGAGUGGCCUUCGUAUUUAGAUGAAUAUGAGAAGCUGGUGAUUCGUAUGACUACUCCCAGGGUCAUGAUUGACAAUGCCGUCUGUGCUAAUGCUACACGCGUUAUGGUAAAAACUCCAGCUUAAAGCCCUUUUCAUAGUUUGACUGAAUAAUUCCAUGUUUUCUUUCUUCCAAAAGAUGGAAACAUAAAUUAAUUAUUAUGUUUCUGACCAGAUCGACAGCGCAAGGAAACACGGUAUUCUCUUGGAAGCCGUUCAAGUUUUGACGGAUCUGAACCUCUCCAUCAAAAAGGCUUACAUUUCGUCCGAUGGACGGUGGUUCAUGGACGUUUUCCACGUUACCGAUUUAAACGGCAACAAAUUAACGGACGAGAGUGUCAUCAAUUACAUUGAACAGUCACUGGAGACGAUUCAUUAUGCAAGAUCACCAUCUAUGGAUGGCCUAACGGCACUUGAGCUAACCGGAACUGAUCGAGUCGGCCUUCUAUCCGAGGUGUUUGCGGUGCUAUCUGAUUUGCACUGUAAUGUGGUGGAAUCAAAAGUAUGGACACAUAAUGGCCGAAUCGCGUCACUGAUAUACGUUAAGGACUGCGAUUCAGGCACACCGAUUGAGGAUUCUCAGAAAAUCGAUCGAAUUGAAGCCCGGUUAAGGAAUGUUUUGAAGGGUGACAACGAUAUAAGGAGCGCGAAAACGUCCAUUUCUUUGGGUGUUACUCAUACAGAAAGGAGACUUCAUCAGAUGAUGUUUGCCGAUAGGGAUUACGAAAGGAAGCCGAUAAUCAGGACCAGUGGCGAAUCGCCGGUUGUUCUAGUUCAGAACUGUUUGGAGAGGGGCUAUUCUGUUGUAAAUAUUCAGUGCAAGGAUCGAACGAAGCUUCUCUUUGACGUUGUCUGCACAUUGACAGAUAUGCAAUAUGUUGUGUUCCAUGCCACAGUGAACACUGCUGCUGACAGAGCAUAUUUGGAAUUCUUCAUGAAACAUACAGAUGGAACCCCAAUCAGUUCAGAAGCCGAAAAGCAACGAGUGAUUCUGUGUCUACAAGCUUCAAUCGAAAGAAGGGCAUCGCAGGGUGUACGGUUAGAACUUAGUGCUGCGGACAGAUCAGGGCUACUGGCCGAGGUGACACGAACCUUCCGAGAAAACGGGCUAAACGUGACAAGGGCAGAGAUCUCCACAACAAGAGAUUCGGUUCUCAACGUAUUCUAUGUCACGGAUGGAGCUGGGAAUCUUGCCGAUUCCAAGAUCAUCGAAAGUGUUCGGCAAAAGAUUGGGUUGAAUAACUUGAAAGUGAAGGAAUUGCCUUCGAUCUAUCACAAAAAGGCCGAAGAUGAAGAAAAGAAUCAACACUCGGGGGGUGUUGGUGGGGCCAUGUUGUUAUCCCUCGGAAGCUUGGUUAGGCGGAAUCUGUGCAGUCUUGGGUGGAUUAGAUCCUAUUCUUAAACUCAAGACAUUGCAUUACACUCAAACCGCGAUGAUGAUGAUUAAAGACCCAGAAAACCGCCUUCCCCGGAAUCAAAUCCUCCCCAGUUGGCAAACAAAUAUACUACUUUGCUUCCGAUUUCAACAAACUCCCCCCAAUAAGGCCUAGGGAUGGGAUUGAGAUGGCAUCUGUUGGGAGGCACGUGUACAUAUUAGGAAAAAUAGAAAUUUGGUACUUAUUUGGUGUUGGUGUUGGACAGCAGUAAGUAGUAGGUGACUAGGUGUUAUAGUUGGUUUGAGUUUGGUUGGAUAGGUAGACAAACAUUGCACAUUGAGGAAGUUGGAUGGAAGUAUUGGGGGGGCCACAUUUCCAAUGUCUUCCUAAUUGUUCCUUUCUUCCAUCAUGUGUGACAACGACAGACUCAAAAAGAGGAAGAGGCAGAAUUUGAACGUGGAUGUUAAGAUCAUAAAGAAGAAGAAGAAAAAGAAAACCAUUGGAGGACGAAGUAAAAGGCUGUUUUGGUUGUUGGGUUGUGGUUAUAGAUUUGAUUGUGGUUUGCCGGAGUGGAUAGAUGGUAAGUAAUUAAAUUAGAUAUAAAGCUAAAUUAGGUUAAUAGAAUUAAGUAGGAAAAGAAAGAUCAUUGUAAAUACCUUUAGCCACUAGUUUUCUUUAACCUUCUUUGAAUUUUAUUGAGUUAUUAGUGAGAAGUACUACCAAAUUACUACUAUUAUUCAUUC